AGUCCCAGAUAGUACACAUAGCAAGCUUUUAAAAAAAAAAAAAAAAUAGAUAGAGAUAGAGAGAGUAAACAGUACAUGGACUAGAAAUAGAAUAGCGAGAGAGAGAGAGAGUUAGUACAAGUAGAUAGAAUAGAAAUACAUGUGCAACAUUAAAUCAACAUGUCUUAAGGCUAUUCACACAGUUUAUGUUUUAAUGUUUUAUUCAUAUAUAUAUAUAUAUAUAUAUAUAUAUAUAUAUAAAACUUCCUUUUCAUUUGUCGAGAAAAAAUGAACUAAAAGUACUUUAAAUGUCAAUAUAUUUAUUACUUUGCUAAUAAAUGUUACUUUCAACAUUUGCAGCCAAACUAUACAUGAUAUAUAGACUCUCAUAAAGGACAUUAAUAAAGAGUCUCGGUAUUUCGCAACAACGUCAAAAGUUAUUUCAAAUGUAGAGCAGAAAUACUAUUCUUUCACAAAUAACCUUUUUUUGUCCUAAAAUAUAUUUUAAUGCAAACCUUUAUCUUCACACGAUGUCGCUGCACUACUGAUAUUCACUUUAAGGGGAGGAUGCGAGAACAGCCAUGCUUGGCUUUCUGUUGGACGGAGGCAGAGAGAGCAGCACUGAGACACAGUUGAAUCUGAUCAGCGGGCGGGAUCCACGGCACGGCGCUAUGGCGAUGCUCUGGAUAUUUUCAAGAAUCCAAACACCCGCUAACCUCGAUUCGUUUUGGAACACACUGCUAUAUUUCUUGUGAAAGACAGUGAAAGCAUUGACAUGCGCUCUGCAAUGGAUCCGUGGAGGAGAAGGCAGCUCGGUUUUGUCGUCCUCUCUGCGAUGUGGAGUCUCGCCUCGGCUGUAACAAGAUACUCCAUCCCUGAAGAAAUUCCAGUGGGCACAGUGAUCGCAAAUAUCGCCACGGAUUUAGGCCUUGACGCGCACAGUCUGUUGGAACGAAAGGUAAAGCUGGAUCAUAUCCAUAGCAAGAAAUACCUAGAAAUAAACGAAAAAACUGGAGAACUGUUUAUCGCUGAGAAAAUUGACCGGGAGUAUUUAUGCCCGGCCAAAACAUCAUCGUUUUGCUUCCUCAAGAUGGACGUGAUAAUCGAGAGUCCAAUACGCAUAUUUAAUAUCGAAUUAGAAAUUAUGGACAUCAAUGACAACGCGCCUCAGUUCAGAAGGGAGAGAAUACCGCUCGAUAUUUCAGAAUCAGCAACACCUGGAGAGAGAUUUUCUUUAACAAACGCGGUGGAUGCAGAUGUUGGAGAGAACUCAAUCGAGACCUAUUAUCUGAGUGACAGCGACACGUUUACGAUUGAAAUCCAGUCUGGAAGUGACGGGACUAAAUAUGUCGACCUGGUGCUAAAAGCGAGUUUAGACAGAGAAAAACAAGCCGUUCAUACACUAACCCUCUCCGCCGUGGACGGGGGCGUACCUGCGCGCUCAGGUACGGCCAGCCUUAUCGUCCAAGUGCUGGAUAUCAAUGACAACGCCCCUCAGUUUGAUCGACAAGUCUACUCGGUUGACCUCAUUGAAAAUGCACCAAUCGGGACACUGAUUAUGCAGCUGAAUGCAACCGAUUUGGAUGAGGGUGUGAAUGCGGAGGUCAUAUACUCCUUCACUUUAUACACAUCCGAGAAAACACAAGAAAAGUUCUCGUUGGAUCCCAGCAGUGGAGAAAUAAGAGUAAAAGACAUGAUUGACUUUGAAGAAGUGAAGAGCUUUGAGAUGUAUGUUGAAGCCAAGGACAAGGCUGUGAAUCCACUUUCUGGUCAGUGUAAAAUUUUGGUGUUCAUCACUGAUCUAAACGAUAACCACCCUGAGAUUACAAUAAAAUCUUUUCAGAGUUCGAUUAAAGAAAAUGACCCUGUAGGAACAGUGAUCGCCGUCAUCAGUGUGAGUGACAGGGACUCUGGAGAUAAUGGUAAGGUUGUUCUUUCCAUCCACAAUGCUGAGAUUUUACCAUUUGCUCUUAAUAAGUCAUCUGAAGACUUUCUGGAGUUAAUAGUCACCGAAUCGAUUGACCGUGAGCUCAAAAACAGUUAUGAUAUCACACUUUAUGUGACCGACAGAGGAACCCCUCCUUUGACUGAUAACGAAACAAUCAGUCUUACAAUUCAAGACGUCAACGAUAACGCCCCAACGUUCCCUCAAUCCUUCUAUACCAUUCAUCUAAUGGAAAACAAUGAGCCUGGGGCUUUGCUCGCCUCCUUAACGGCCCAUGACCCAGACUUGCACGAAAAUCAGUAUAUUGUUUACUUCAUCAUAGAAAAGGAGAUCGCCAACACCUCAAUGUCCAUGCUGUUUUCCAUCAAUCCCGAGAACGGCAACCUCUAUGCAUUACGCACGUUCGACUACGAAAGAGAGAAGGAGUUUCUGUUUCACAUCGAAGCUAGAGAUUCAGGACUUCCUCCUCUUAGCAAUAACAUGACCGUACACAUCAUAAUCCUGGACCAAAAUGACAACGCGCCGCUCAUAGUUUCUCCAUGGCGUCCGCAAGGUGCUGUUAUAGAAGAAGUAAUCCCGAGGUCAAGCGAUAAAGGAUCCCUGGUCACCAAGGUCAUUGCGUUGGACGCCGACUCCAUGCAGAACUCUCGAAUAACGUAUCAGUUCCUCCAGAUCACCGACACCACGCUAUUCAGCCUCGACCAGUACAACGGCGAGAUACGAACCACUCGCAUGUUCAGCUACAGAGACCCCAGACAUCAGCGCCUGGUCAUCAUAGCCAGAGACAAUGGAGAUCCUCCUCGCUCCGCCACGGUGACCAUCAAGAUCUCCACAGUGGAGCAAGUGGUCACGCAGUUUACCGAAACCACAGAGGUGCCUAUCGAAUACGACCUGUUCACCGAUCUCAACCUGUAUUUGCUGAUCGGUUUGGGGUCGGUGUUGUUUCUUCUGCUCAUAACCAUCCUGGUGAUCAUCGUGCUGAAAUGUCAAGAACCCAAACCCUCACAAGCAGCUCCUCAGGUGAUGCCUACUGGUACAGUCUGUUUCUGGCAGAGACUAGAAAAGGGAAGGUGGUGGUGCGGCAGCCCCUUCCAGAUGGAACAGGAUUCAUUGUGUCAAGCAUCCCAGGAAGUGCUACACUCACUGAGACCAGUGCUUCAAGGUCUUCCACUUUACAGGAGUCAAGCAGUGAUUUACCAUGAUCUGGACAUGCUGACUGAUGGAUUACAACCUUCCACACCAGGCUCACUGUCCAUGGGAGACAGAUUGAUCUUCUGUUUUACCGAUUUUCAGGGUUUCAUUCGUUUUCAAACACCUCUGUGUGUAGCUUCAAGAGAUCAUUUUAAUAUUCUUUCAUAUUUUGUAUUCAUUUAUAAUAUUAAUCAUUUAAUUUAUAUUACUUCUUAUUUUCCAUGCUCUUGUGAUGAUUGUGUCAGACUAGGUAUAAAGAAACACACAACUCAGAUUAUUCAGUUACUUCUAUUGAGUUGUUUUGACCAUCACUUCUUCUCCAGCUUCCUGUUCUUCGUGUUGCCUUUUUGGCUAAUAGAAGAAUUAACUUUCAAUUGACUUUCAAGACCAACAUUGUGUCAGAAAGAGACAUCCAGUGCGGCUUUGUGGCGAUUUAAGGCUGGGUCUAACAACUGUAUAUCAGCCACUUGUAACCACAUUGAGCAUGACUUUGCAUGGCUAAGACAAACAAGAUGGACUUUUUAUAUCUAAAAGACUGUACUACAGAGCAAAGACAGAAGUGAUACUUCACGACUACAAGAAGAACAGGACUUUCACCUGUCUGGUUCUAGUAAGAUAUGAACUACAAAACAGCUGGUAAAGAGAUGAAAAGAGGGUCAAGACUGUUAAAGGGUUCUGGUAUUAAUGAUGCUCUAUUUUUACAUUGUUAAAACACGCUGAUGAGAAAGCUGUGAUCAGAUGAGCACAAUCUAAUGAGCCAGGCAUUGUUUAUACCUCAAAACACUUGGUUUGCCAGCUAUGCGGUGCACAUGAUUCAUGUUUAUUUUUAUCCUGCCUACCAAAUACCAUAAACGGCCUAAAACAUUAGAAAGCAUUAAAAAGUAAAUUAUUUGAAAUCCUAGACAAAUGCUACAAUGAGUAUUAAUCUCAUGAAUGACACUUUACAAAAAGGUUUUACUUGUUUACAUUAGUUAACUAGUUUUUAUAAACUAACAAUUCUAAAACAUUUAUUAAUCAUAGUUAAUGUUAACUGCAACAUAUACUAAUUCAAUAUUAAAAUCAUACGGAGCCCCUAAAGGGACAUGGUGGUGGAAUAAAUUCGGGGUGGGAGUAAAAAAUAUUUUCUCUUGCAAAAAUGUUGCAUUCCAUCGCAAAAAAAAUUGCGUUCUCUCGCAAAGAUAUUUGCGUUCCAUGUCCAAACUCAAUGCAAAGGGGAAUGCAAAAGUUUUGCGAAGGAAAGCUAAUAUGUUUGCGAGAGAAUGCAAACGUUUUGUGAGGGAAUGCAAAGUUUCUUGAGGGAACGCAAAAAAAUCUGAAAAAUAUUUUUUUCCUCCCACCCCGUCGCUUUAGAGGUUCCAUAAAAUCAAAAGUUGUAUCUGUUGUAACAUAUAUUAUAUUGUAAUAUUAUAUUAAUAUUACUGUAACAUAGUAAUAUUAUAGACAUGAUCUACCAUGAAUUAGCAAUGAACAGUUGUAUUUUUAUGAACUUUUAUUAAAAAUUAAUAAAUACAAUAGAAAACGUCUUUGCUCAUUGUUAAUUAAUAUUGGCUAUGGCAUUAAUUAAUGUUAAUAAAUAUGACCUUAUUGUAAAGUGUUACCAUUACAUCGGUAUGGCAUCUGCCAUUGGGUUGUGCCAAAAUUUUACUGAAAACCAAGGAGGCAUAAAAUAAAUUGUUUAGUGCAAACCUAUUGUACUAGGUGCGAAAACAACAAAAAGGUUUAAAACAUUUAUUAAUCUACCUUUUUGCAGAUAUAUGUAGCCAGUGCUAGAAUAUUAACCUUGCCACAUUGACAACAAUAAUAUAAACCUAUAGAUCUUUUUUGUACAAGAAUCAACAAUUGUACUAUCAAAUUGCUAUUCAGUGUCAUUUUUGGCCUUGUUUACAUAAGUUUUUGAGGUUUAUAUUGUUUUGUAUUAUGAAAUUGAGAUAAAAUGCUUGUUAAUGUAUUUAAUGCUGCUUCUUAUAUAUGAUGACAGUGCAAUGUUUUAAGCAUUUUUUUUCUUUUAUUUGUGGUGAUAUAUUCAGCAAUUUCAUUAUAUCAUUUUGUAGAUCUACUUAUAUCAUGACAGAAAUUAAAUCUGUAUUCCUCUCCUUGUAUUAAAACAGUGUGUCAGCUACUGACGUGAGUGGGAAGGUGGAAAGGAAUGACAAUAGUGCAAGAAAAAGUGGUGUAGGAGGAACAAGGAGAAAGAGAGAGAAAAAGAGAAAACAGUAAUAUAGGUCACUUGAAACAUGUGAUUUGUAUUUAGAUUGACACAUCCAGUUACCAGGACACAGAAUGGUACUACAAGUUGCCAUUAGUAUUGACAGCCAUGUAAUUCAGUUUAACUUACUUCCUGAAUAAUGACAGCUUAAAUUGGAGUACCUGGCAGCAGAUGUGAGAAUUUAGAGAUAAAUGACACAAGUUUAAAAAAAAAUAAAUAAAUGCUGUGCCUUUAGCUGUUUGCUUUAGGGCAGAGAAAAGUGUGCCUGAAUUUUUCAAUGACAAAAAAACAGAAUGAUGUUAAUAAUACUAUCAGCAUAUACGUCACAAUUUCAUCUCAUUUCAGUAUUUGCAUUUCUGUUGCCUUACUUGCUAAAUGUCCUUAUGCAAACAGUAAACAAUGCCUUUGUAUUCUCGCUGGACUUUAUGAUUUGCCCUUUGUUUGUAAAUACUGCAAUGUGAAUAAAAGCUUUUGCAGUAUAUUUCUGAGGUGUUUGUAUUGUGAGAGUGUGUGUG
Molecule: messenger RNA, 5836 nt
Organism: Onychostoma macrolepis
Lineage: Eukaryota; Metazoa; Chordata; Actinopteri; Cypriniformes; Cyprinidae
Product: protocadherin alpha-C2
Exons: 3
Coding region: 755-3493 (912 amino acids)
Biological process (GO): homophilic cell-cell adhesion
Cellular component (GO): plasma membrane
Molecular function (GO): calcium ion binding
Source: RefSeq, a predicted model, not a curated record